Messenger RNA from Colletotrichum navitas, 3780 nucleotides. RefSeq lists its product as uncharacterized. The record is from RefSeq and is a predicted model, not a curated record. The transcript is spliced from 3 exons. The coding region runs from base 398 to 3595 and encodes 1065 amino acids. NCBI's taxonomy places the organism in Eukaryota, Fungi, Ascomycota, Sordariomycetes, Glomerellales, Glomerellaceae. Gene Ontology annotation, molecular function: protein binding. Gene Ontology annotation, cellular component: NuA4 histone acetyltransferase complex.
CCCGUGGUUCAUCUCGCUCGCCGCAUGCUCCAGAUUCCCGUUCUUAGUUCCCCAUUCUCUUCUCCAACCUUGCCGACCGACCAACGAGAAAAAUUCAUCGACCGCCCAGUGGCCCGCCUGCAGUACAAUAAACACGCGAAAUCCCACGUCUUCAAACUAUUUCUCAUCACGUGACCCUCCUCGACUAGACGAAAAAAAACACCACCCGCACGACACGCCUUUGGAUGCGCGACGACUUUGGCCCCUGAUAGCCAUCCUUCCCACCCUGAACGCGCCCAGAUAGAUGCCUCAGCCCACCCAGAGCUCCUCGUAGAGGCUGCCAACCCUGGCGCCCAUCCAUCCUCUCCCCCAGCGACCUGACGGCCCCCUCGAUCACUGGCGAGGUGCAUAUUGGGGCAUGAAUAACCCGGCCGCCUACACUCCUCUCGAGUCCCUCUUCCUGUUCCAAGCCAUCCUUAAGCACGGCGUCGAGGCUGCCGCCUUCAUCAAGGUCUCGGAUCUUCUCGUCAACAACUCGCUGAUCAAGGAUGACAAGACCUACGACGCUAAACGACUGAGCCCGGAUGCGCUCCGACAACUCUUCCUGCACCUGUUGCAGGAAGAGCUCCGGAGCGAGGCCGCCACCGCCGAUAAGCCCGAUGGCACCUUGUCGCCCAACUCCAAGAAGCGCAAGCUCAACCGUCCGCCGUUGCCUACGUUGAAGGAGGUGAAGGAACAGCUGCACAAGCUCCCGGCUCUUGUUGAUCGGCUCUAUGCAAGGUACAAAGCUCACGUCGUAAAGGAUGUCAGAGAUGACGAGCGGCGCAUCGAAACACUGGCAAGAGAGCUUCAGGUUCUCGAGGCACAAGAGGCCAACGAACGGGCCAAGGCCAACGCGCACCGCCAAGCAGCUCCAAACGGCACCUCCGGCCUCAAGACGACUCCGACGCCUGUCCCAAUACCAUCGCCCGCGCAUGUCCGGCCGUCAGCAAAUACAGCAUCAACCCCGCCUAUCGCACCCAACCCUACACCGGCAAGGCGAGAUGCUGCUCCUCCAGGCGUGCCUCAACCGUCGCCCGUGGCUCCUCCGGCGCAAGCUGUCUCCGCAGCCGGGGGACCAGCUAUGACACCUACCACCACCCCAGUAGUCAAACAACACCCGCCCCCUAAACCUCCCAGUAGCUCUGGCCAGGUUCUGCAACCUCCUAGCAGCGCUAUCCACCCACCCGUACGGCCUGGUCAGUCGACAUCGCCAGUUCCUCUGCCGACGAUUUCACCUCGGCCAGACAGCAUUGCGAAGUCCCGUACGUCAGGGCCGGCAACACCUGCGCAGCCCUCAACACCAGGAACCCUCAAAUGGGAGAAGCCAUAUCAACCUGCCACUCCAGCAUCGCAGUCACAAGGCCGUCCCGUGAUGCCGCCAAAUAUCCCUACAACAUCCGCUCCGUCGACUCCCGGCCAGCCACAUCAUCCGUCACAACGGUACCCUCAACCGACAGGGCAAUACCACGGGCCACCGCAGCCACCACACGUUCCAAUCCAGCCAAACCCUGCACAAAGAUAUCCCCAGCAACCGCAGCCGGUAUUGGUGCCGCCUCAACCGCAGACUCAGGCUCAGGCGCAGGCGCAGGCUCAUCCUCAACCCCAGGGUCAGGCCACAGCACAAAGCCUCGCCCAGGUCCAGGCCCAGUCUCAGCCUCAGCCUCAAUCUCCCCAAGCUCAGCCGAAGGGGCAGCCAAAGGGGCAGCCGAAGGGACAGCUAGUGGCACCAAUGCAUUCCACACCGGUGAAAGGCCCUCCAGAGAGGUCUGCUAUCCAGCCCCCGCAGGGUCGUCCGUUAUCAACGACCCCGAUUGCCCCUCCUGUGCGGCCACAGCCGACCCAGCAGCAACAACAACAGCAGCAGCAGCAGCAGCAGCAGCAGCAGCAGCAGCAAAAGACUCACUCGCCAGCCCCUCCAGCCUCGCAACCUCCUCACCCCCCACAACCCCCUGCCGGAUACCAAACCCAACCGCGCCCUCUUGCUGCGGCCUCGCCAACCCCCUCUUCUGGCGCAUCAGGACAGACCGCAAUUCCUCCACCGAGAUGGCCCCAGUCCCACCCGUCGCCUUAUGCACAGCAACAGUUUAGUCCUUCGCCGGCCCCGGCUCCGGUCCCGACCCCUACGCAACUCCAAGCGAAGCCGGCUGAUACCCAGCGGCGCGUUAGUGCCCCGUUCAACAAACAACAGCAACACCCCCGUCCAGCAAUACCUCCUCACCUCGUUCCACAACUUGCAGCCACCCCUCAACCGGCACAAAAAGCCGCAAGCACGCCAAUUCCGCCUCCACAGACGCCUGUCACAGCACCUCCUACUUUUGUUCUUACUGGCUCUGGUACCAAGUGGACUUUGAAAUCAACACCUUCCACGCCUCGUCCGUCCGGGGCCGGAAAGGAAGUCGCAAGCCCCGCUUUUGAGCCACUGAGCCCGGUGCAACAACCUGCAUCUUUGCCUGCACCAACACCAUCACAAGCAUCGAAGAAGGCCAGCCCGAAGCCGACACCGGUACCUAUCCCGAUCCCGAAGACAGAGUUGAAGACCCCCGCACCUCGAGGUCGGGGCCGGCCACCUCGCAGCGCAAACAAGGUCCAUGCCGACACCACUCCGUCUUCGGUGGUUGGCAUGCGCAGGAGUCCGUCAGUGGCAUCUCAGACGGACGAGUUAUCGAUGGAUCACCAUGAGUUGGCGCCCAGAAUUAAGGAUGAGAACGCAACUCCUAGAGCGACUCCAAGAGCGACACCAAAGCCUCAGGAUGAGACAGGCGAUACCACUGCUGAUGAAAGCGUGCCAAGCCGAAGAAGCAUGGUCACUCCCAGCAGCGUUUCGUCCCGGCUCCCUCACAAACGCAAGCGUCAAGACACCCCGACCGAGCCGCUGCCUCUGCCCACGGCGCCCACUCAUGUCCUGUGGACGAGGCAGUUUGGCCGUGUGAGCGCCGCCGCCCUCGAUCAAAUCAGCGCUCAUAGAUUUGCAAAUCAAUUUGCAAACCCGAUUCGAGAGCGAGACGCGCCUGGCUACAAGACGCUCAUCCUGCAGCCUCAGGACAUUAAGUCCAUACGCGCAGCCAUCACUCACGGGAACAGAGCGGCUACUGAGGCCGCCAAGGCUCUGCCGGAGGGAGAUCCGGGCACUGGCUCUGUUCUGUUGCCAAUCAGUGACGACUUGGUGCCUCCCAAGAGCAUCAUCAACAGCGCGCAACUUGAGCGAGAACUGGUCCACAUGUUCUCCAACGCCAUCAUGUACAAUCUGAACCCCAGCCGCGGACCGGGCCCGGCUUUCAUGAAGGGCGGUACUGCAGCUGAUGGUGCCGAUGUGGUGGGAUAUGAGGUCGACGAGGACGCGGUCGUCCGUUCUACGAGAAUGAUGUCCAUGGAGGUUGAAAAGAUCAUUGGCGAGCUCCGUAAUGCAGAGAAGGAACGCACAGGUCAAGCCCAAUCCAAUGCUGGCAACACGAGGCCGGCGAGCGUAGCUACUGGCGAAGACACGCCGAUGGCCGAGGACGAUGUUGAUGAGCUGGCGGGCGAUACCGACUUGGGAUCGACAACGAGGAGACGGCGCGUAGGCACGAGAAACUAGGCGUUGCCUCGUAUUGCGCGCGACCCUGAUGAUUGAAGUGUGUUUUAUGCGUUAUUAAGGACUAGAAAGAAAGGACCAAGCAUCUGGGUCUCAAGGAAUGUAGGAUACUUUGAGCGGAACUGAGGGUCCGCCUUCGUAUGAUAAUGUUAUCAAUAAGCCCAAUUGUGGCCAUUGCGUUACUUGAG